GUGUGUGUGUGUGUGUGUUCCUCUCCAGCAUCUGGCAACACUGCUUGCAUAUGAUCAGCAGAAAAAAUUGCUUUUCUCUGCAGUAGUCGGUAAGAUGACUUCACGCAGUAAGGAAGGGCUGCGGCAAGUGAGAGAGGACGAGUUAAACGCACUUGAAGACAGGCUGAUUCGCCACUUGCCCCAUUCCUUCAUUGUGUACAGCAGUGUGUGCCUGGCGGCGCGUUACGGCCUACAUUGCCUUCGCCCGGUCACCAUCCUGAUACCUGCCGACACACGCCGUUCUUGUUUCACUGUCAUUAGGACUUUAACUUCAAGCGGAUCGCACGACAUUAUGGUGUUCUGGAGCCUUGAGGAACACACUGCCGAGGACGUGGCCGAUUACCUCUCUCACACCAUUGAUCUCAAUUUAGGUCAACAUGAAUUUUCAAUAAGCCUCCCUGACAUUCUGCUGCCCUCACUACAGUCACUGAAAAACAUCGGGAGCCGGCCAGUACGGAUUCAGCACAAGUUACAUGGGCAUCUUUACACAUUCCAAGAACCGUCGAUACUGAACACCAGACAAUUAAAGCUGCUUCCAGAGUACCAAGUAAGCAACCUAAAGGAGGAGGACGUGUCGGUGAUAUGGAAAAACUGGCAGUUCAGCUCUUUGAGCUCAGAGAACAGUUUGAGGGAUGACAUCAUCAACUUCCCGUCAGUUGGAAUCCGUAAGCGUAACCUUAUAGAUAGUAGUACUGAGGAGCUACAAGAGGAGACUCAGGAAACAUUAGUGUCGUGGAUUCGAACGAGUAAAUAUGGUUUUAUGGGCAGUACCUUCACGCUGCCACAAUAUCGUCGCAGAGGCUUGGCUGGCACGGCUACUCUGAUCUUGACUCGCCAGCUGAUGCAGGAGGGUCUCUUGCCUGCCGUCAUGAUAGAAAAAAACAACACUGCUUCCAUAAGUUUCCAUGGUGAUCUGGGGUUUGUGCGGCAGUGUGCCUUAUCCAUGGUCGCGCUGCUCCCAGUCUAGUAGGUUACAGAGAUAAGACACUCAUAGUCACAGUGUCACUGCAAGGCUUGACGUAUAUAUAGUCAAGGUAGGACCGUAGGAGAUAGACAAACACUAUAUUGUUCUUAUUUCGGUGUACAUCGAUAUUGAUUAUUUUUUUUUUUUUUCUAUUGAAAGAUUAUUGCAAUGGAUUUUUCUCUAAGUUCACUGGUAAUUCAAAAUUUUUGGAGAAGAAUAUUCAUAUAGAAAUUACAUAUGUACCGACCCAUCAAUUGAAAAGUAUUUUUUUUUAUCUUAACUUUAUUUUAAAGAUAAAAACUUUAAUUAUCUAUGCUGUAUUCCAAGAAAUUCGAAAGCACUUUAUGACUGUUUAUAAGGAUUCUAGUGGAAAAUAUUCUAGGUAAUAAUUAGAGAAAUACUUGUAAUUAAUUUUCUUUUUUACUUUUACGAAAACUUCACUUCUAUGAUUAAAGAUUU
Portunus trituberculatus (swimming crab) is the source of this 1462-nucleotide messenger RNA. RefSeq lists its product as uncharacterized. The transcript is spliced from 5 exons. Gene Ontology annotation, molecular function: acyltransferase activity, transferring groups other than amino-acyl groups. NCBI's taxonomy places the organism in Eukaryota, Metazoa, Arthropoda, Malacostraca, Decapoda, Portunidae. The record is from RefSeq and is a predicted model, not a curated record. The coding region runs from base 95 to 1006 and encodes 303 amino acids.